Populus euphratica (Euphrates poplar) is the source of this 1230-nucleotide messenger RNA. RefSeq names its product probable aldo-keto reductase 2. The record is from RefSeq and is a predicted model, not a curated record. The transcript has 4 exons. Bases 103 to 1014 code for a protein of 303 amino acids. Lineage: Eukaryota; Viridiplantae; Streptophyta; Magnoliopsida; Malpighiales; Salicaceae. Gene Ontology annotation, cellular component: cytoplasm.
UCUAUUUAUGGCGGUUUCCUUUUAUUUGCGACGCUGAGCCGAGAACUCGUACACAUACUGAGUUCGUCAUUCUUGAGAAGCAAAUUAAUAAGAACAAGAGAGAUGGCAACAGUGAAAAGGAUCAAGCUGGGCUCACAGGGUCUUGAAGUAUCAGCACAGGGACUUGGAUGCAUGGGCAUGUCUGCCUUCUACGGUCCUCCAAAGCCUGAAUCGGACAUGAUCGCCCUCAUCCACCAUGCUGUCAACACCGGGGUCACUCUACUCGACACCUCUGAUGUCUAUGGACCCCACACCAACGAAAUCCUUCUGGGCAAGGCCUUGAAGGCGGGAGGAUUACGACAGAGAGUUGAAUUGGCCACCAAAUUUGGCAUCAGCUUUAAGGAUGGCACUUUCGAGGUUCGAGGGGAUCCUGCUUAUGUGAGAGCUGCUUGCGAGGCCAGCUUGAAACGCCUUCAACUUGACUGCAUUGAUCUUUAUUACCAACAUCGCAUUGAUACCAGCGUACCUAUUGAAGCCACGAUGGGGGAACUCAAGAAACUAGUUGAAGAAGGUAAAAUAAAGUAUAUAGGUCUGUCUGAGGCCUCUGCUUCAACAAUCAGAAGAGCUCACGCUGUUCAUCCGAUAACAGCCGUGCAGUUGGAGUGGUCACUGUGGUCUAGAGAUGUGGAGGAAGAGAUUGUUCCUACCUGCAGAGAACUUGGCAUUGGGAUUGUUGCUUACAGUCCUCUAGGACGGGGAUUCUUUUCCACUGGGCCUAAGUUGGUUGAGAGCCUUACAGAUGGUGACUUCAGAAAGGGUUUGCCCCGGUUCCGACCUGAAAAUCUUAAACAUAAUACACAACUAUUUGAGCGGGUUAAUGAAAUCGCAGCAAGGAAACAGUGCACUUCAUCUCAGCUGGCGUUGGCCUGGGUACACCACCAGGGUGAUGAUGUAAGGGGAGAUCGGUAUGGCGAUGGCCUGUCUACAUUCAAGCAUUCAGAUACUCCACCUCAUACAUCAUGGAAAGCUGUGUAGAAGGCAUGCUGCCAUGCCAUGCUGUCUUGCUUCUACUCGUGGAUUUCAGCUCCCUUUGAAGUCUUAGAAAACUGUAGUAGUUUGUACACUAUCUGAACUUCUGAAGAGAAUAAGAGUUUGUACACCAUCUGAACUUCUGAAGAUAAUAAAUGUUUUCGUAAUCUAAACUUAUUGCAACUUUCUUUUAGCUUUGCUAUAAAAAGAUGGUGUUCCUUA